CCAGCUAUGUCAUAGCGCCUACGAGGCAACACUUAGGGCGAUACUGAGCAGCAGUAGUAGCAUCGGCAGAAUCACAACACAUUGGGCCACGGUUUCUAUAGUUUACACAGAGCUAUCCGUGUUAGAUAUUUUGUUAGGUGCCAGCUAUGCUUUCCGACAACGAAGAGCUUGCAAUGAAAGAAUCCAGAAGACGAGAGCGUCAGGAAGCACUGGAGAAUCCAGAAACUGACAUUGGCUUGUGUGGCUGGCUGCUGGUCCUGCUCUCCAUCCUCCUCAUGUUGGCUACCCUCCCCAUCUCCAUAUGGAUGUGCAUUAAGAUUGUGAAGGAGUAUGAGCGAGCCAUUAUCUUUCGCCUGGGGCGCAUUUUGCGAGGAGGAGCCAAAGGACCAGGGUUGUUCUUCAUCUUGCCAUGCACUGACAGCUUUAUUAAUGUGGACAUGCGCACAAUCACCUUCGAUAUCCCACCGCAAGAGGUUUUGACCAAAGACUCUGUGACAGUGAGUGUGGAUGGUGUGGUGUACUACCGGGUCCAGAACGCUACUCUAGCUGUGGCUAACAUCACUAAUGCUGAUGCUGCCACCCGACUGUUGGCCCAGACCACCCUGAGGAACGUCCUGGGAACCAAGAACCUGGCGGAGAUCCUGUCUGACCGCGAGGAAAUCGCACACAGUAUGCAGUCCACUCUAGACGAUGCGACAGAUGACUGGGGCAUCAAGGUGGAGCGGGUGGAGAUCAAAGAUGUUAAACUGCCCCUUCAGCUCCAGAGAGCCAUGGCAGCUGAGGCUGAGGCCAGCCGUGAGGCCAGAGCUAAGGUGAUAGCAGCAGAGGGAGAGAUGAAUGCAUCACGGGCGCUGAAGGAGGCCUCCCUGGUGAUUGCCGAAUCUCCUUCAGCUCUGCAGCUGCGCUACCUCCAGACCCUCAACACCAUCGCCGCCGAGAAGAACUCCACCAUCAUCUUCCCACUGCCGCUGGAGAUGAUGCAGGGCUUCAUCAAACACUGAGGAGGAUCGCUCACAUGUACACACUCUCACAACACACAUCAUUUACACACACAUAUUUAGGCAAUGUUUCAAUCAAGUACGUCUCUUAUUAUCACAUUUUUCACCUGUGAAAGAAGAAGUAAUUCCACCCCACGAGGUAGCAGCUGUCUGGAUUAAUAAUCUAAACACACAAGGUAAUUCUUUGAUAAUUUAAUUCCAAAUAUCCAUUUCUUUGCAAAAAUAUUCUUAUAGAUCCACCAGAAAGCUUUAGUAGAUGAGCAGAAGUUAAAAAAAUGAAAUGUAGCUUGUGUCAUGUUUGCUUUGCUCUGAUUUGAAUGAUUUUAUGUGCACUGAUCUGUCAGAGAGCUCUCUGUCACCAGCUGCUGAUUCAGCGCGCUCAGCUAGCUGAGUGGCUGCUGAUGAGGGUCAGCCAGAGUCAACACCAGUGGUGCCAAACACAGCAAAAUCUACACCAGUUAGAUUUGUGUCUUCCAAGAAAUGACCAAAGCAGGUGCUUUGCCAUACAGUGCUUUGAUUUGUUAAUGCAACUAACACUUACCUUAAAAGCCGUAGUGUAGAAGGUGGUUUAGCUUUUAUCCUGCAGUUUUAUUUUUGUACGUUACAAAUGAAGAAAUAAAGGUUCCCUGACUGUCAAAAUAGACACAGGAACCCCAGACCUUCUCAACAUCCAUUUGACAAAAACUUUAAAGGAAAGUGCCAGGUGGAUAUGCAGCUCUACACCUGCACACAUAACCGCAUGCACACAUGAAUCUGUAUUAAUGUCACUGAUGUCUCCUGAGGAUGUGGCACCCCUGCGACCACUGCCAGUAUCACAGUGCAAUUAUAAGUUUAUACCUAAAAAUGUAUUCAUGAUAUCCAUGGCUUUAUUUCCAAGCCCCAACAUUUAAAUGAAUGUAUUUUAAAUAUUAGCUGUGCCAUUGCAUGUUGUUAUUGAAUUUUAAACAUGUAACAGGGCGAUCAGUAUAAGCUAUACUGUACUUAA
Lates calcarifer (barramundi perch) is the source of this 1983-nucleotide messenger RNA. It is a transcript of the gene stom, whose product is annotated as stomatin. Bases 147 to 1001 code for a protein of 284 amino acids. Gene Ontology annotation, cellular component: plasma membrane. The transcript is spliced from 7 exons. NCBI's taxonomy places the organism in Eukaryota, Metazoa, Chordata, Actinopteri, Centropomidae. The record is from RefSeq and is a predicted model, not a curated record.